Botrytis byssoidea is the source of this 1875-nucleotide messenger RNA. RefSeq lists its product as uncharacterized. The transcript has 3 exons. NCBI's taxonomy places the organism in Eukaryota, Fungi, Ascomycota, Leotiomycetes, Helotiales, Sclerotiniaceae. Gene Ontology annotation, biological process: protein phosphorylation. The record is from RefSeq and is a predicted model, not a curated record. The coding region runs from base 1 to 1875 and encodes 624 amino acids. Gene Ontology annotation, molecular function: protein kinase activity; ATP binding.
AUGUCAACAACGCAGUACCAGGUUCUCGAGGAACUUGGAAGUGGAAGUUUUGGCGUCGUCUACAAAGCCAUUGAGAGAGCAACGGGAGAGAUUUGCGCAAUCAAAUUGAUUGAUUUGGAGUCGAGUGAAGAUGACAUACAGGAAAUUCAACAAGAGAUAUCAGUUCUCAGUACCUGCGCCAGUCCUUACGUUACUCAAUACAAAGGCAGUUUUCUACGAGGCCAUAAACUAUGGAUUGUUAUGGAGUUUCUGGGAGGAGGGUCGUGUUUGGACUUGCUGAAACCGGCUCCAUUUCACGAAGCCCAUAUUGCGAUUGUUUGUCGAGAGAUCUUGUUAGGUCUCGAGUAUCUUCAUCAAGAGGGAAAGAUACAUAGAGAUAUAAAGGCAGCAAACAUAUUACUAUCGACUGCGGGCAAGGUUAAGCUGGCAGAUUUUGGAGUUGCAGCACAGCUCACGAAUAUCAAAUCACAAAGAAAUACUUUCGUCGGCACCCCAUUCUGGAUGGCGCCAGAAGUGAUUCAGCAAGCAGGAUACGAUUUCAAAGCAGACAUUUGGUCUCUGGGAAUCACCGCAAUAGAGAUGGUUAAUGGAGAACCACCACAUGCUUCGAUACAUCCAAUGAAGGUUCUAUUUCAGAUACCUAAAGCACCGGCACCAAGAUUAGAAGGCUCGAAUUACAGCAAGGACUUUAAGGAUUUUGUGGCACAAUGUUUGGUCAAGGAUUGUGAUCGAAGACCUUCGGCAAAGGAAUUGUUGAAGCAUAAGUUCAUACGCUCUGCAGGAAAAGUUGAGGCUUUGCAAGAGUUGGUGGAGAGAAGACAGGAGUGGGACGGAUCAAGGACUCGGCCUUCGCAUCCUAAAUUCUAUGAGGAAACACUCAAUACAAUGACUCCAAAAUAUGAGCCUGAUGGAUGGGUCUUUGAUACAGUCAAGGCUUCUACGAUUACUGUAGCACCAUCACGAAAAAAUGGAAGCAAGAGAAGAAAGCUUUCUGCCAUCCAUGCAAAUGGCCAGGGUAGUCAAGCUCCUCCUGAGGAGGCUUUCAAGAAACUAGAUCUCAAGGAUUCACCUUUAGAGUAUUCUUCACCCCCGUCACUUUCGUCUGAUAGAGGCACCGUCAGAAGACAACCACCAGCGAUGCAGCACUCUUCACCAACCAGGCCACGGGGUGACAGUACACAAAGUCAAACUGGUACAACCAGGCGACCUCCACUAGCACCAGACAUGAGUUUUGGAAAUACUGGUUCAACAGUCCGAUUGUUCCGCCGAGUAUCAAAUAACUCAACGUCGUCAUCUCGACCAAGCAGCCCCGAGGAUUCAGCCGACAUACCAUUUCAUCAGGGUGAUGAAAACAGAGCACUUGUGCAAGUAGCAGAAGCGAAUACAAAAGAAGCAUACCUUGGUCGUCGUGCAUAUACAAAAAUCGUUGACCCAGUAUUCCAAGAAAUGCAUGCACAAACAGGAGAUCAAGCCAAAAGACAAGCACUGUCUCGUUUAGCCGAUGCUUGGGCUGCCCUUGACGCUGUUGAUCCAGAGGGCGAAUAUCAUCUCCUCAAGCUCUUGAUAGACAAAGUAGAGCAAGAACCCAAAAUCGCCUCUCACAUGUCCCCAAGCAAAGCUUUGGUCCUUCGAGACGGAAUACCUCAAGGAUCUCCCCAAAAAGGCGCAAAUGGAAAACUAGUAUUAGCGACGAGUAACCCACACCUUAAAAGUCACCGUCGUCGGCGAUCCAGUGCAAUGCCCGAGGUAGAUGCAAAGGAAAAAUCAAAUCUACCAGGUCAAAUAGUGCCAGGAAUGGAACAUACAAAACAGCUUGCUGAUGUACUUUAUGCGCGAUGGGCAGAAGGAUUAGGAAAAAAGUUUCCGGUGGUUUAA